AUAGCCGACCUUGGGCUGUCUAGAAGUUUAUCUGAUGCAUCAAAAACUAAUACAAGACUUGCUGACUAUAUAGCAUACAUGGAUCCUCAGUGCCUUAAAAAUUCUGAUCAAAAAUUACAGGAAAUAGAUAAGGAGUCUGAUAUAUACAGUCUAGGCGUGCUUUUAUGGGAAAUGUCUAGUUUACGUCCUCCGUUUGAAGAAAAAAAUAAUCUGUAUAUUCAGAUAAUGAAUGGUUGUAGAGAGACACCUAUUUUAGGAACCCCACCACAAUAUUCUACUUUGUAUACUGAAUGUUGGCAAGAUGAUCCGAAAAAACGACCUACUAUUGAUAAAGUUGUAUAUGAACUCGGUGACGACAAGAAUGAUGGCAUUAACAAGACAAGUAAUCCACUGAAUGAAGAAGCGUCAUUCCCUGUACCAAUGGAAUAUGAAGUAACAAAGACCAAAGAAAAUCAAUUUCAUAGUGCCUUAGAAGUAUCAUCAUACUUUGUACCUUUCGCAUCAUUAAUAGAUAUAUUCUUAAAAUUAGGGGAAGAUAUUAUAACUUUAUAUAAAAAGGCAGAAUAUAAUAAACAUUUAUGUAGUUAUUUCACAAAGCGUGUAAAUUUUGCUGUCGCAGUUAUGAAAGAUUUAGAAAUUCGAAAGCAAGAAAAUUUAGAAUUUUUUGUGGAACAAACUAAUCUUCAACUUAUAGAUAUUAUAACUUUAUAUAAAAAGGCAGAAUAUAAUAAACAUUUAUGUAGUUAUUUCACAAAGCGUGUAAAUUUUGCUGUCGCAGUUAUGAAAGAUUUAGAAAUUCGAAAGCAAGAAAAUUUAGAAUUUUUU
Racocetra persica is the source of this 825-nucleotide messenger RNA. NCBI's taxonomy places the organism in Eukaryota, Fungi, Glomeromycota, Glomeromycetes, Diversisporales, Gigasporaceae. The record is from the annotation of a GenBank genome assembly.